UUUUGUCUUGAUCUGAACAAAAAUACAAAUCUACAUUUUGAAAAAGUAGCAGUGCAAUUGGUCCUGCCGCCUUGUGUGGCCCUGGUGCGUAACAGCAAUGAGACCACUUCCCAGGGGGUAAGAGAGUUUCCGCCAUCUCACUGUAACUAAAUCGUUCAUUUUUUUCACUGAAUUGAUUUCCUUUGGAUCCCUGAGAGCGAGAGAUGAUUAGAAAGUCAGAAUGAAGUUGAAAGACAUCCGCCCUCCCACUUUCACCAUCCUCAAGAUUGAUCAAGGACUGAAAAAAAUUGGAGAGCUGGAGAGUCUUACUAAUGAAUCCCUCUUCUUAUUUAUGCCAAAGGGACUACGUCACACAGGCCAAAAAAAGUCUAUAUGCCUACUUCAAAUAGCAUGGAGAAGCUUGUAAAUGAUUGCAGGCAUCCCUGUUUUACUCUGCAGUUUAAGAUAGCAAUGGUACUGCAACUGUUAUAAAAUGAAAAAAAUAAAUGAUUGAUUGGCUGGUUUGCCCACCUUACUUGUUUCAUGCACUUCUACCUCUGCCAAACUCAAUCCUGCCGCGUAGAGCAGGACAGAAGUGAGACGCUCCGAAAACGUCCAAGGCAGGAGACGCAGCUGCUGUUCCAGCAGUGGCAUUCACAUACUGGAGUGAGAUGAGGGCCGCAGUAGCCAGAGGACCACGAUUGUAAUCCAGCUGAUAACCAAACCCAGCAGUCUUUAUCUGUCCUGUAUUUAAUCUGUUGCCAUCACAUGCUGACUAGUGCUGUUUGCUAAGCCUAACCAUGUCUCUCCGUCUUAUGUGUUUGGAAUUAUGUUGGGGUCUUCAGCCCUGUCUUUGUGUUUUGUGUUCAUCAUCGUCCCUCUCAGGUCUCGUCCCAGACACUCCGUCCCGUCCACCCUUCCAGUCUUUCCGCACUCGUAACAUCCCAGUGCUGAAGCUCACACGCUCCAACGAGGAGGGAAGAGAAUUAAGAGUUGUUGUAAACACCAAUGAUCCAGAUUAUGAACACGUCUACUCUGUGGAAAACUACGAUAAUCCUGAGGAGGAAGACCUUUAUCCUACAGCUACCUUCACAGACAGGGAGACGAGUACUGUAGAUCCCCAGCAUGCAAGGCGGCGCAGAAGGGCUUCUUCCAAAGAAGAUCCUUGCCUUCUACCUUUAGAAGAGGGUAGCUGUGCCCACUACACCCUGCACUGGUACUUCAAUAGCAAGGCAGCAGAGUGUCGCCCCUUUGUCUACAGCGGAUGCAAAGGAAACGACAACCGCUUUACUGACAAGGAGGACUGUGAGCUGCAAUGCUGGGAUCACAUUAAAGACACAGCAAAACGAAGGAGUCAGAGCUGAGAGGCAUCAUUUACACCUAAAGACUGGACACCUCAGGACUUUUAUAACCAGCAGAAAAGUGUCUCCCCACACUGGAGACCAGCUUUGUCCUUUCUAGGCCAUUCUUGACAUAAGGAUUCUCUGCAAGAAUUUCUCCCAAGAGGCACUCCCUGAGACAACAGCUGCAGGUCAAAGGGAGAUGAAGAAACUCAAUGUACUAUAGGCCUGUGGAAUACUGCGGGGCAGUGGUUGUUGUUGUUGUUGGUGGUGGUGGUGUAUUUCUUGCUGUCUGACAAUGAGACUUCAGCAUUCAGGGUUGGGCUCAAUCACCUUUGCAGACACUGAUGAGGAAAAGUCCAAAGUUAAAGUUAGGUGGAUGAGAUGGUGCACAGAAACCGAACGACCCAUUGAACUGAUUGUUAUGUGAUGAAGAUAGCAAAUGAACGGUGAUCUAAAUGGAUUUGAGAAUUUGACUUUUCAGAUUCCACUCCUGAUGCAAAGUUGACAACCAGACACAAUGCCAGACCAAUUCAUGUUUUGUUUUGUUUUUUUCCAAAGAUCUCAAAGGUGAUUGUGGUGCUCUCCACGAUUAUCUUCAGCUCUUUAUUUUCUGAAAGACAUGCACUGAAGGGGGGAGGAGAGUGGUCUCCAAAUUCUGUCCUCCCAUAUCACAAACUUUACACUUUAAUUCAUUGAGUUCAUAUGGACUCACCUUGCCUUUCUGGAUGGCCAUCACCAAGCCUGCUGCUUAUUCCUUUUUUUACAAGCUUGUAGUGCUAAAGUUAACAUUGCGCUCAGUAUACAGUCUUCUCCGUUCAAUUUAACUCAGGUUAAGUGCUUACAGUCUGAAGCAAAGCUGUCCAUAAGAAGGUACAAUUUACCAGGAAGUGGAGAUAGAACAUAUCGUCUAGAAUGAAUGAUGAAGCCACCUCUGAUAACUGAGAGGCCAAAUUUAACAGGAGACUCCAUUUAUGGCUGUUAUGUGUGAGAUAGCGCCUUUCUAUUUGAUUAUUUAUUUUGGAUUUUUUUUUUUUUUUUGUCCCUCAACUCUGACUUCUGGAUUCCACUUUUCUCCACAUUGACUGUACCUUAGUUUGUCUUUCACUAAUUGAACCAGGAAGAGUAUGUUUGAUUAAUUUUAAAGUUGUCUGAAUGAGCUUCAUCCCAAAGCAAAAAAUGUUUUCCAGUCCUUCUCCCUUAGCCAUAUUAGUACUUUUUCUGAAACGUCCCAAGACAUUUGCUGGGGAUGUUGUCCUUGUACUGUAUGUCAUCCGGCAUGAUGGGACAGCAACCCUCACUGUUUUUAUUGGUUGUUUUUACUGGGGAGGUCGUUUUCUGAUGGUGCCCCCCCCACCCCAUUUUAACCAGUUCUUCCAACACAGUGGAUGUAGGGGGGCUCAUUUGCUGACAGCCCUGUUCUUCUUUUAAAUACUUUAUACUGCACACUUCAGUUUGAAAUAAUGAAUUGGGUUUGUGGCCUCACACUCACAGCCCAAGAUGGAAAACCUCUGCUUUAAAGACGAAUCCUUUAUGAUCAGACGGCCUCUGUCACCCAUGGGGUAAUUUGUGCCAAGAGAGAAAUCUGCAGUUGUGUAUAUUUUUCUUAAUCUGGGAAAAGUAAUAAAUUAAUUUUUAAAAAUUGUGCAUGUUCGUAUGUCAGUCACUUAAAACACAUGGUGCUUGAGUAUUGAUACUAUUUUAAAUUAAGACAACAGAUAUUGAAUGUGUAAAACCUGAAGAUGCUUUUGUUAGUUGUGUUCUUUGACAUUUUUUUAUUUCAAAUAAUUGUAAUUAAAUAAAAAAAAAAACAUAUUACCAAUC
Molecule: messenger RNA, 3143 nt
Organism: Erpetoichthys calabaricus (reedfish)
Lineage: Eukaryota; Metazoa; Chordata; Cladistia; Polypteriformes; Polypteridae
Exons: 5
Coding region: 780-1343 (187 amino acids)
Molecular function (GO): serine-type endopeptidase inhibitor activity
Source: RefSeq, a predicted model, not a curated record